Laccaria bicolor S238N-H82 is the source of this 822-nucleotide messenger RNA. RefSeq lists its product as uncharacterized. The coding region runs from base 1 to 822 and encodes 273 amino acids. The transcript is spliced from 4 exons. NCBI's taxonomy places the organism in Eukaryota, Fungi, Basidiomycota, Agaricomycetes, Agaricales, Hydnangiaceae. The record is from RefSeq and is a predicted model, not a curated record.
AUGAUACCACGGUUCUCAAACCCCCAUCUCUUGCCAGAAAACGCAAAACGCGUUUCUCGGGCGGAAAUUGCGAUUGACGAUGGGCUGGGGCAUUCUUUGAGUCAGGAAGUGGACUUGGAAGUGGUUGAACAUCUCAACCAUCUUUUGAAGCGUGCUUUACCUGAGCCAACACAGGAGGCAGAGCCGAAACGCAAGAAACGAUGCAAGGUCAAGAUCAACGAGGUUUCUGAUCCAAUACCAGAUAAACCGACCUUGUUUCGGCUAGUGUCGAGAACCUUGCCCCCCAUUCAGCUUUCCUUGGAGCCGCCACCGCCCCCUCCACCGAUAACCGUUGAACCUGAUUGUGAGGACAAUGAAAUCCAAGCUCAGUUGCGGAAGCAGCAAGCCGAAUCAGCUUCAGUUGACUUCCAAUGGCUCAUGUUGGAGUCUCAACAGCCGAAGGCAUUACGGUACCGUUCAAAAUUAAAAAAGUGUUGCGUAAAAGCACAUCUGCCAGAACAUCCACCUCCGAUGGCCAUCAUACAAAGUGUUCAACAACCAAGGAAGUCCAGGCCACCGGUUCCUGUUGAGCACUAUCCGUACGUUAUAGGGGCUGCACCACCUCCAACAACAACAGAACCGGCAAGGUCUAUGGAUUGCCCCGUGGUUGAAAUUAAGCCAGAAUUGGUGCGCAAUAAAAGGAGGAGAUCCAAAGUGGUUAAGAAAGAGCGACUUCCUCCUCGAUUCUGGGCACCGAACCCACACUGGAGGGGUAAAUGUUGCGGUUAUGCGUAUGGAUAUCCUAGCCACUUUGCAACGUACGAAAAUAGAUUUGUUGACUAG